Molecule: messenger RNA, 1554 nt
Organism: Castor canadensis (American beaver)
Lineage: Eukaryota; Metazoa; Chordata; Mammalia; Rodentia; Castoridae
Gene: Slc16a14
Product: solute carrier family 16 member 14
Biological process (GO): monocarboxylic acid transport; transmembrane transport
Molecular function (GO): monocarboxylic acid transmembrane transporter activity
Source: RefSeq, a predicted model, not a curated record
AUGUAUACAAGUCACGAAGACAUUGGGUAUGACUUUGAAGAUGAUCCCAAGGAUAAGAAGACACUUAAGUCACACCCAAACAUUGAUGGCGGAUGGGCUUGGAUGAUGGUCCUGUCCUCCUUCUUUGUGCACGUCCUCAUCAUGGGCUCCCAGAUGGCCCUGGGUGUCCUCAACGUGGAGUGGCUGGAAGAAUUCCACCAGAGCCGCGGCCUCACCGCGUGGGUCAGCUCUCUGAGCAUGGGUAUCACCCUGAUUGUGGGCCCCUUCAUCGGCUUGUUCAUCAGCACCUGCGGGUGUCGCAGGACCACGAUCCUCGGGGGACUGCUGUACUCCCUGGGCUGGGUGCUCAGCGCCUACGCGGAGAGCGUGCGUGACCUCUUUGUCACUUUUGGAGUCACAGCUGGUCUGGGCAGCGGGAUGGCCUACCUCCCGGCUGUGGUCAUGGUGGGGAGGUAUUUCCAGAAGAGGCGAGCCCUGGCCCAGGGCCUCAGCACCACGGGGACGGGAUUUGGCACCUUCCUCAUGACUGCGCUGCUGAAGUACCUGUGUGCAGAGUACGGGUGGCGCUACGCCAUGCUGAUCCAAGGCGCGGUGUCCUUGAACCUGUGUGUCUGUGGGGCGCUCAUGAGGCCCCUGUCCCCUGGGAAGGAUGGAAACGCCCCUGCUCCCUCCCCUGAGUCUGUGAAGUCAGGUGGACAGCUGGCCAGGCCAGCGGAGGCAGACGACGACGGCGCCGGGAAGGAGGAUGCUCGCUGUGACCUUCAGGCCGCGGAGCGUCAAAGUCAGGCACGGCCCGGGGAGAACGCGUGCGCCCUUCGGGUUCUGAAGACCGUGAGCCGCCUCUCCGUGAGGGUCCGGACCGGCUUCAGGGACUGGUACUCGGGUUACUUCGGGACGGCGUCGCUUUUUAGCAAUCGCAUGUUCGUAGCUUUCAUCUUCUGGGCUCUGUUCGCAUACAGCAGCUUCGUCAUCCCCUUCAUCCACCUCCCAGAAAUUGUCAACUUGUAUAACCUGGCGGAGCAGAACGACGUCUUCCCCCUGACUUCGAUCAUAGCAAUAGUUCAUAUCUUUGGGAAGGUGGUCCUGGGCGUGGUGGCCGACCUGCCCUGCAUCAGCGUCUGGAACGUCUUCCUCACCGCCAACCUCACACUGGUCCUCAGCAUUUUGAUCCUGCCCUUGAUGCAAACCUACGCCGGCCUGGCCGCCAUCUGCGCCCUGAUUGGCUUCUCCAGCGGGUACUUCUCCCUCAUGCCGGUGGUGACCGAGGACCUGGUGGGCAUCGAACACCUGGCCAACGCCUACGGCAUCAUCAUCUGUGCUAACGGCAUCUCCGCCUUACUGGGCCCUCCAUUUGCAGGGUGGAUCUACGACAUCACACAAAAAUACGAUUUUUCCUUCUACAUAUGUGGUUUGCUUUACAUGGUCGGAAUCUUCUUUUUACUCCUCCAUCCUUGCAUUCGAAUUAUAGAACAAUCCAGAAGAAAGCACACAGACGGGGCACAUGUUUAGUGUCACAUCAGCGUCUUGGAUUUCAUUGUGGUUCUCAUGUCUACC